GCCAAAAGCUAUGCUCAGUCUUUUUCAUCGUGGUCGUCCUGGAGUGAAAGUGUCUCAGGUGCACCAUUCACGUAUUUUGAUAAAUACAGCUGUAUUUUUUAGAAAAUUCACUUAAAAAUUAUUCUCUUGAAUAAAAUGAACUCUUCAAAAAACAAAAGAAGUUCUAAAAAAUUAUUUGAUGAUGAUGGUAGUGAUGCAAAUAAUUCAAAAAAAAUCCAUUUGGAGCAGCAAGUAAAUAAAAAAAAUGAUGAUCUGCUCAAUCAAGAAGCAGUAGUAGUUGAAGAUGAGGUUGUACAACAGAGACAACCCGAAAAAUCAGUUAAUACUCGAGAAUUCGUGGGAUAUUCAUCGUUCAAAGGAUUCAAAGCAUAUGACAAAUCUAUAGAAAUCAUUGCAAAAGUCAGUGGAUUCUCAGGUCCUUCUGAAGUUGGGGAAGACAAAAAUAGUCUUUAUAAAGUCGAUUUAGUCAAUGAUAGAGGAGAAAAACUCCAGCUAGCUGCUUGGAAUGACGAAAUAAAACGCAUUGCUCCAUAUAUUAAAACUAAUGCGAUCCUUCAUAUUGAAUCAGUAUAUUGUAAGCCAAUUACCAAGCCCAAAUACAACAAAGGGACGGAAAAUUAUGAGUUAGUAGUUCAAUCGAACACCAAUAUUACUAUCCAAGGUCACGAUGACAUCGGGAACAAUGCAGUUCAACUUAAUCGACCAGCUCCUCUUAUCAAAAUUCGUAAUUUACUCGUGUGUGGUCACCAAUUAAUACGAACUGUCGGAUUUAUUAAAACUAAUUUUGGUCUCAUUAAGACAUUAAAUGCAAGAAAUCAAUAUAUUUGUGGAUCUAUCACAGAUAAGCACAUAAAAAUAGAAGUUAGAAUUCACGGUAUAGAAGACUGUCAGAUUCCUUUCACUAAAGGAGAUCAUAUUUCUCUCAAAGGGUCGAUUCAGGUUAAUGCUAAUCCUGUUUACAUCUUAGUAGAGAAAGCAGAAGACAUAACUCGAGAAAGUGAUGAAAAACUUAGUUUCGCUCGCCUGAUGCAGAUAACAGAGGGCUUGGAUGCUGAUUCUCAUCGUCGGAGAUACGAUUCAGAUGACAAUGAAUAAUAGUUUUUUGUUAUGUUUCUAUUUAAAAAAAACAUAACAUUCAAUCAUUUUCUAUUCCAAAAUUACCAUUUUAUUUUUGAACUAAAAAAAA
Molecule: messenger RNA, 1186 nt
Organism: Chelonus insularis
Lineage: Eukaryota; Metazoa; Arthropoda; Insecta; Hymenoptera; Braconidae
Exons: 6
Coding region: 136-1095 (319 amino acids)
Source: RefSeq, a predicted model, not a curated record